UCAAGUCGAAGAGGUUAGUAUGGCGUCGUCGUUCAUCGAAGAUAUACUUGGAUCAGAAGUCGAUGAAAAGGCUGUGAGCGCUUUCGUCGGCUCAUUGGAAAGCCAGUUGGCGUCCCCGUCUGGCGGCACUUCGUCCGGUGCAAGUACGACGAAUAAUUUGCCCCGAUCACAGCGUCCAAAUCACGUCCCUUCUUCCACGGCUCCGAGCAAUUCGAGUCAAAGUAACAAUUCAAGUGUGGCGACAGUUAUCAAUAUAAAUACUGCGACAGGUUCACCAAUUACUAUUACCGGCAAAUCAUCGUAUAUUUCCAGUUCUAGUUCAUCUACACCCAUCAACAUCGCUCCACGGCCUGUUGUUACAUCGACCGUUUCGCUCGCACCGAAAACGGUAACUUUACUAUCUCCACAGACUGGAAAUCGCGGUUAUUUGCCAGUGCAAAGCGCUAGUCUCGGCCUUCCAUUGAUGAUGGGUCAAGUGAGGGGGCAAUUACCUCAUGCACCUAGAUUGGUAUCUACUGCCAUGUCAUUGCCAAGAGGCAAUACAGCACAAAAUACUGUUCACAAGCUUUCACCACAACUUCAUAAUAUGCAGCAAACUGGCUCAACCCAUAGGAUUGCAAUCAAGCAGGAACCAAAAAGUCAGCUGAACCAACCACCAACACUGUUAACCAACAAUGUGCACCUGCACUCCCCGGCAACUGGGAAACCAGUUCAGAACCAUGCGAUGGUCAUUAAAAAUGAAACAAAAAUUAUCACAAAUCAUGUACCAGUACCACACAGUGGGGUGGUCAAAUCAGAACCGGCAAAGUCUGUCGUUACUCAGCACAACUCAACGGCAGCUAACCAAAACCGUGCUGCAGCGCAAGCUCAGGUUAAUCGGGUUAAAGAACAAGUUAUGAAAUUGAAAAGCUUCUUCACCAGGUUAUGUACCUUAGCCACAGAUCAAUCACCUGAGAUUGGUAAAGCUGUUCAGGAACUCAUUAAUGCUGUCAUGGAAAAUAAACUGACAGAGGAAGAUUUCACAGCGAAACUUGAAAAAACCUUGCACUCACCAUCACAACCUAACCUUGUACAUUUUCUCAAGUCCACGUUACCAUUCCUUCGCAUGGCUAAGCAACAACAGAGCGCUCAAACGGCGGUUGCAGCUGUCGCAAACUCCCCGACUGUGCGCCAAGUUCAAAAACCAGUCCAGUCGGUCGCCGCCGUGAGCAAAUCGCAGCCCACGAUCCUGCCAUCGACGCAAAUCAAUCGACAGAUACCAGUACCUGCGGUUGUAAACAAACCUCGAAUCAAACCAGCCACCUCGGCGCCGCAACAAAUUGUUCUCAAUCAACACACCUUCGCACAACUCACACCACAACAACAGCAACGAAUCCUCUUACAGCAUCCUAGUCUUCAACAACUCUUUCCAAAAACGCAAUUGGCAACGUCGAAACCUGGUAUCGUGUUAAUAUCAUCUCAAGCUAAUCCACCAGCUCAUGCUGCGCACGCAGUGAUUACGGCAAAACCGCAGGCCCCUCCAACCAGCGCAGCUCAGGCGCAGGAUAAGUCAAAAGCGAGGCCGACGUCAUCCAUAUCAGCUGUUACCAGCGGUAACGAUGACGACAUCAAUGACGUGGCGUGUAUGGCUGGAGUGAAUUUACAGGAAGAACAAUCGAAAAUUCUCGCUACGAACUCAGAAAUUUUAAACCUCCAACUACGAAGUUGCAAAGAUUCGUUCUUUUUAAAUAACAAGAUCUUGCAAAAACAAAUUGAAGAUAUCGCAAAAAAACAUGGCGUGAGUUCGCUAGGUUCAAAUAUCUGUGGCCUAGUUUCUCAUGCGACGCAAGAAAGACUCACAAACAUCAUGGAAAAACUGUCGAUUUUUAGUCUACAUCGGUUAGAGACGAUGAAGGAUGAUCCCACUUAUCAAACAUCAUCGGACGUCAAAUCGCAGCUUCGGGUUUUUGAACAAAUCGAUGAAAUCGAGAGACGAAAACGAGAAGCGAGAGAGAGGGAAGUUUUAAUACGAGCUGCCAAGAGUCGAUCACGGCAGGAGGAUCCUGAACAAGCCAGACUAAAGGAAAAAGCAAAACAGCUACAACUCGAGGAGGAGGAGACAUUACGAAAGCGUGCAGCGAAUAAGACGGCGCUGGACGCCAUUGGACCGAGAAAAAAACGGAAACUAGACGAGGCUUUGAAUAAUGCCGAGGGUUCGCCUGGAGCAAAUUCAGGAACUGGUUCAACCACGACAAGCACUAUCCGAAGUCAAUUUCCUCGACAGAGAACACGUCGGGUCAUCCUCAAAGAUCUUUUACUUAUAAUGGAACAAGAAAAGGAAAUGUGCAAUUCCAAACUAUUAUACAAAGCUCUUAUGAAAUAGCGAUUGUUCUGUCGCGAAAAUUACCAUAUAAAUCAGAGUUAGAUAUUGUAUCAGAGAAGUAUAAGAAGGUGAAAGAAAACAAAACAUUACCCGAGAGAUCGGAACACAUUAAGACUUCAGAGAACGUUAUCAAUAACGCGACUGGCUGUGAAAAGAACGUGUUCUUUAGUACUUCAAUUUUAAUUUAAUUCGAUCUCAUCCAUUUUUCUAAAACACGAGAUGAUAUUAAUAUUGAGAGUGCAUUUGUAAAUAUAUUGAAAUUCACUUCCAGUGAAUAAUGGAACAAUAAUUCUCUACUCGCUAGUAUUUCAGAUUUGAUCGAAUGUGAUUUAGUUUUUGCAAUAGUCAUUUCUACCCAAUGCCACAUCCUGUAGAAUACGAUUUUUGUUGCGUUUUUCACAUUCGUUUUAGGGUAACAAAACUAACGCAUGCGAAAAGCUGCGAUUCAUUAAUUAGGACGCACGUGUUAAUUUUUCACAUAUAUUGAAAUUAUUGAAAUUAACACGGCAGACGCCACGCGACGCUACAUUCAAUAUUUUUUUAGUCAUGGACGCGUGGCAAACAUUUUACAUGAUCCCAAAAUCGUCUCUCCUCGGGUUAUGCUUUGUUUUCGAUUGAAAUUGUCGGUCGGACAUACGUAAGGUGAACAUAAGUACAUAACGUGUUGUAGGCAUCGUACAAAUUUUAGGCCUGCUGCGCAAACAACCGCGCGAAGCUCUCGAACACAAUGGUAGAUUCCACCAGAGUUGGUGCAUAUAGGACGCGUUUGAACCAACGGGGGACUGGCGCAAAUAUCACAAAGUCGUUUAUGAAAUCAAAUUGACGCAAAUAAGAGAAUGUGUAUAGAAUUUCUAAUUUCGAUGAUGUGUGUUGUGUUGGGUGUG
Dendronephthya gigantea is the source of this 3246-nucleotide messenger RNA. Its product is annotated as transcription initiation factor TFIID subunit 4-like. Gene Ontology annotation, cellular component: transcription factor TFIID complex. Lineage: Eukaryota; Metazoa; Cnidaria; Anthozoa; Malacalcyonacea; Nephtheidae. The record is from RefSeq and is a predicted model, not a curated record. The coding region runs from base 20 to 2362 and encodes 780 amino acids. Gene Ontology annotation, biological process: transcription initiation at RNA polymerase II promoter; DNA-templated transcription. Gene Ontology annotation, molecular function: protein heterodimerization activity; DNA binding; RNA polymerase II general transcription initiation factor activity. The transcript has 13 exons.